Messenger RNA from Drosophila willistoni, 459 nucleotides. RefSeq lists its product as uncharacterized. NCBI's taxonomy places the organism in Eukaryota, Metazoa, Arthropoda, Insecta, Diptera, Drosophilidae. The transcript is spliced from 3 exons. The record is from RefSeq and is a predicted model, not a curated record. The coding region runs from base 1 to 459 and encodes 152 amino acids.
AUGUCUAGCAUUGAGUGCAAUAGUAAUAAUGAUUCCUAUGCACGCAUCGAUCUCUGUGAGCUAAAGCCAGUGGGUCGUGGCGUUAAGGAGAUGUCCGUAAUCGUAAAAUUAUUUGAUAAACCAAUCAGUAAUGCUUCAUUCGGUCUGGAGUUUAGGCGUCGAGGAUACUUUACUCAGCCUAUAUACAAAUAUGUGGUCGAUGCUUGUUUAUUUUUGCGCAAUAAGAAACGUAAUCCUUUGGCAAAUGCCUUCUACGAUUUCCUUCAGUUAGCCAACAAAUCGAAUAUGAAUCACACUUGCCCUUAUAAUCAUGAUUUAAUUGUGGAUCGCUUUCGGGUAGACAAGAAUUUAAAAUUUAAUCUGCCGAUUGAGAAGGGCGACUAUACAGUGGAAGUUUUCUUACAUACCUACAAUGUGCUACGGGGCACAUUCAAUGCAAAUCUGGAAAUUCGCAAUUAG